Messenger RNA from Gossypium arboreum, 1749 nucleotides. RefSeq lists its product as uncharacterized. The transcript has a single exon. NCBI's taxonomy places the organism in Eukaryota, Viridiplantae, Streptophyta, Magnoliopsida, Malvales, Malvaceae. The record is from RefSeq and is a predicted model, not a curated record. Bases 137 to 1462 code for a protein of 441 amino acids.
GUUGUCUUGGAUUCUGAAAUUGAGCCACAAGAUUUGACUAAAAGUUAAACACCAAAGGCUACAAUAUAAGUUGUCACCAGCCUGUUUGCUUUCUUGCCACAAUCCCAACACCAUCCUCCUCAUCUGCAGCGAAAUCAUGGUUCCAAAGCUUCUGUUUUCCACUUUCACUAUCCUAAUUACAUGUUUAUUCGGUUUUGGAAUCGCCCAACCUUGCCCCCGUCCUCGACCAUGCCCUUCAAUCUCGCCCCCACCACGCCCUACUAGAACCGUCUCUUAUGUUCGACCCCGUCCGCCACUCUACGAUCCUUCCCUUCGUCUGUUACCUCGCCAGCCAAACAACAAUCCCGGUCCCUUAGCCAAUAGAGCCAGGAUUCUCGCCAUUACCCAAGAACUCAAACGAAACAUUACCUUUGACCCUCAAAACUACACCCCUACUUGGGUUGGCAACAACUACUGCCUCUUCAAAGGCUUCAUUUGCGACACUGUACCAGACCUCAACAUUACUGGACUUGCAGGCAUUGAUUUUAACGGCGCAAGGUUUGGUGGUAACUUGAAUUUUUAUCGUUUCAUUCAAAACUUGCCUGAUAUUGCUAUCUUCCAUGCCAAUUCAAACAACUUCAGUGGUGUCAUCAACCAAGGUCUUAGUGGCUUGCGUUACUUUUAUGAAAUUGAUUUGAGUAACAACAAGUUCAUCGGAGGGUUCCCCUCCAACGUUCUUAGUGCUAAGAACUUAACCUUCGUUGAUCUUCGUUUCAACAAUUAUCUUGGAACAAUCCCUCGUAGUUUGUUCAACUUCGACACUGAUGUUCUUUUUAUUAACAACAAUGUGUUUGGUCAAGGAAUCCCUAGAAACCUCGGCAACACACCAGCACUUUAUUUAACCCUAGCUAACAACAAUUUCAAUGGUACUAUCCCACGAAGCAUAGGGGCUGCUUGGGAAACCAUGACUGAGGUUUUGUUACUAGGUAACAAGCUGUCCGGUUGUCUGCCAUUCGAGAUCGGCUACUUAAACAGAACCACAGUGUUCGACGUCGGAUCCAACAGGCUGACUGGUCCCAUCCCUCAGUCGUUCGGUUGUAUGGCCAAGUUACAGCUCCUUAACAUGGCUCACAACCGCUUCUACGGUGCAGUACCGGAGGUUCUAUGCCGGCUUCCCAAUGCAUUCAAUUUCACACUGUCCAACAAUUAUUUCACCCAAGUAGGCCCACAAUGCCGGAGACUAAUCAAGUUAAGAAGGCUCAACGUAAACAGAAACUGUAUAAUGGGUCUUCCAUUUCAAAGAUCGGCAACUGAUUGUGCAAAUUUCUUUUCAAAGCCUCGGAGCUGUGCACGGGAAAGCACGUUCAGUAUCAUCCCAUGUCGGCUGCCGGCGGCGUCGUUGAGAACCCGAACUGUUUUCCAAGAAGAUGAAGUGGCACCGUCUCCGAAAACCUACAAUGCGCUUGAAAAGCCCCCACAUUAAACAAUUCGGAACGGUUUAAAAGUCACAUGGUGGGCUGCGCAUGAUUCUAAUCUGAAUAAGAUAUAAUAAUGCAGGUAUUUUAUUUUUAUUUGUAACAUGUUUGUACCUUAUAUAUAGCAAAUUAAUUGCUGGUUUGUGCUUGUUUUUAGUGAUGAUUGGAUACAGUGAUGAAAUUUGAGGGGAUUCUAUAUGAUUGUAGGGGAACCAUGUUCGCUGUCUUUUUUCUUUUUCCCCUUUUUUUUUUUGUACAAUUUUAUAUUUUUAAUAACUAAUUUAUGUGCUGGAAA